Molecule: messenger RNA, 1466 nt
Organism: Diprion similis
Lineage: Eukaryota; Metazoa; Arthropoda; Insecta; Hymenoptera; Diprionidae
Product: protein obstructor-E-like
Exons: 5
Coding region: 99-911 (270 amino acids)
Cellular component (GO): extracellular region
Molecular function (GO): chitin binding
Source: RefSeq, a predicted model, not a curated record
GAUAUAAGCUCGGGCAGGUGAGGCUCUCAUAUAGUUUUGGUACAGAAUCGUGAAAGAAUACAGCAGGGUAUAAGGUGAUCAAUAUAUAUCCGAUCAUCAUGGCUCAUCUGCCGAUCGUGACCUUAGCGAUAUUCGUUGCAGUUUUUGCUGUAUCCAGCUUUGCUCAGCGUCAAUUCCAGCAGCAAAACUUCGUCCAGCGCCCCCAGGUACAAAGCGUUUCCCAAGUACCACAACAGUACCAACCGACUCCUCAAACCGCACCCCGAGUGUUUUCGGGCAGUUGUCCGGACAAGAACGGAAGAUACCCCGUCCCAUCGCAGUGCGACGCUUACGUAGAGUGCAUCGACGGCGUUCCUGAGGAGAAACUUUGCCCCGAAGGAUUAUUAUUCAAUCCUGACGCUCGAUUCAACUAUCCUUGCGGUUACCCCAUCGACGUGAACUGUGAUGGUCGACGAAGCGUUCAGCCCCCUCAGCCCACUGAAGACUGCCCUCAUCAGUUCGGUUACUUCAAGGUCGGUGAUAGUGUAAACUGUGGAAAAUUCAUGAAUUGCGCCGAUGGUAAAGGAUACGUCUUCGACUGCCCAGAGGGACUUGCCUUCAAUGCCGAAAGCUAUCGUUGCGAUUGGCCAGAUCAAGUGGCUGAUUGCGAUGCCGAAGCCUACUUGGGUUUCCGUUGCCCUCCACCCGGUGAAGGAAUUUUCGGACCAGGCGAGAUUCGCUACUUCAGAAGCCCGCAGGAUUGCCAGCGUUACUUUAUCUGUGUCGACAACAGACCCCGCCUUCAAAACUGUGGCGAAGGAAAUGCGUUCAGUGAAGAUAUCAACGCUUGCGAUGCAGCUGAAAAUGUUACCGGAUGCGAGCCAGCGGGUUCUCUUUUAGGCAGAGGUGCCGGUCAAGUGAAAUUGUUUUAGUCGUGGAGACGGAAAAGAAGAUGCGGUGGACACUAGACUUGAAGAACAUUAUGUUAGGUGCCGAAGAAAGCCAUGAAUUUGACACAGUCAUUACAUGACAUGCACAUUAUGAAAACAAAUACUUGACACCAAAACUGUCUAAUACCAUACAAUAAUUGGGAUUAUUUUAAGUCGUUUAUUUCAUACCUCCAUAUAUGUUAUCUUGAUUGAGGUCUACCCCAGAUUACUAAAUCCCAUCAAGUUAUCAACGUGACUCAAUACUUAUUGCUGACCCAUUUCUGAGCCACUUAAAAGCAUAAGCAUACGCUUUGCUUUUCUCGAGAUCAAAACAUAAGCACUACAUGUUUCGCACGAUAUUAUACAUAGAAUUGUUCAAAUUGCAAUGACUAUUACUGUGGCCACCAACUUGAACCAUAUAAAUCUGAUCAAAACCAACACAUACGCGAAGAAAUCCUUGAAACGAACGUAUGUUCAAUGGUGUUAAUCUAGGAUGAACCUAUGUCACAAAUUACUACGAACUGAUUAAAUAAAGCAUUUGAAACUUCCAAAUGAAAA